This is a messenger RNA of Sinocyclocheilus rhinocerous, 3274 nucleotides long. RefSeq names its product lysine-specific demethylase 4A-like. Bases 131 to 3262 code for a protein of 1043 amino acids. The transcript has 22 exons. Gene Ontology annotation, biological process: regulation of gene expression; chromatin remodeling. The record is from RefSeq and is a predicted model, not a curated record. NCBI's taxonomy places the organism in Eukaryota, Metazoa, Chordata, Actinopteri, Cypriniformes, Cyprinidae. Gene Ontology annotation, cellular component: nucleus; chromatin. Gene Ontology annotation, molecular function: histone H3K36 demethylase activity; histone H3K9 demethylase activity.
CGAGAGUGCUGAUGGGGGUUAGUCAGGAGAAGCAUCUGCUGUGCUGUUAGCUAAACAUAUCUACUACGGUUGAGGGCAGUUAUUCGGGUUUUGUUCGACAGAGUCAGUGUUGAGGACUCGGUUGGCCAAGAUGGCGUCUGAAAAGCUGAUUUCUAGGGGUAUAAUGACCUUUUACCCCACAAUUGAAGAGUUCAAGAACUUCAACCGCUACAUUGCGUACAUGGAGUCCCAAGGUGCACACAAGGCAGGCCUGGCCAAGAUUGUCCCGCCCAAAAACUGGAAGCCUCGACGUUCGUACGAUGACAUUGAUGACCUACUAAUACCUGCACCAAUUCAGCAGGUUGUGACUGGGCAGUCAGGGCUGUUCACCCAGUACAACAUCCAGAAAAAAGCCAUGACUGUGAAAGAGUUCCGUAAAACAGCCAACAGUGACAAGUUUUGCAGUCCUCGGUAUGAUGAUUUUGAAGAGCUUGAAAGGAAAUACUGGAAAAAUGUAACCUUUAACCCUCCUAUCUAUGGAGCUGAUGUUAAUGGGACCCUGUAUGACACAGAUGUCAAAGAAUGGAAUAUAGGGCACUUGAAUACCAUCCUUGACACCGUGGAGCAUGAGAGUGGAAUCACUAUAGAGGGAGUAAAUACACCCUACCUCUACUUUGGAAUGUGGAAAACCACUUUUGCUUGGCACACUGAGGACAUGGAUCUCUACAGCAUUAAUUACUUACACUUCGGGGAACCAAAGUCGUGGUACUGCGUGCCUCCCGAACAUGGAAAAAGACUGGAGCGGUUAGCCAAAGGCUUUUUCCCUGGAAGUUCACAAAACUGUGAAGCAUUUCUUAGGCACAAGAUGACUCUUAUUUCUCCCUCAAUUCUAAAGAAGUAUGGCAUUCCUUUUGAAAAGAUCACUCAGGAGGCUGGAGAGUUCAUGAUAACGUUUCCAUAUGGCUAUCAUGCAGGGUUUAACCAUGGUUUCAACUGUGCUGAAUCUACCAACUUUGCCACAAGACGAUGGGUUGACUAUGGAAAGCAAGCCAUACUGUGUUCUUGUAGAAAAGACAUGGUGAAGAUCUCCAUGGAUGUGUUUGUAAGGAAAUUUCAGCCUGAACGGUACGAGCUGUGGUUGUCGGGGAAGGACAAUGCUCCCAUUGACCACUCCAAGCCUAUGCCCGAAGCAGCUGAGUUUUUAGGUGGAGAGGCUGGGCAGAGUGGUGCUCAGGAACUCUGCAACGUGAACCAAAGUAGUGAGGGACAAAAAAAGAGCUUGGCCAAACAAAGGAUAGGAACCAAAAGACACAGGGUGUGUCUGGAUUUACCAGAGGAAGUUCUUCCAAAGAGUGAAACAAAUGAUGAGGAGGUUGAAUAUGGCAAGAAGAGCCGCUUGACUACAUACACAGAACAAUGCAGAGAGUAUCCAGAAUUGAAAGAUGAAGAUGACAAUGACCUGCUGCCUCUGAUGGGUUCAACCAGUUUAAAGAUGCUUCCUGGUUCUAGAAGCCCUGCAUCUGGGGAGCAUGUUAGGGGCGCAGGUUUAAGUGUCACAAACCCGUUCUCAGCCUGUACACAGUCCUUCCCAAAGCGUCAUCUCUCUAUAGCAUCUGUCCCUACUGUCCCUCACUGCUUGUCAGCCGUGCCACGGAUUUCCACCAAACCAGGGGUGGCAAGCCUUCUCUUUCAUCGGACCCUGAGCCCUUCAGAUGCCCUGCAGGUCCACAGCUAUGCAGCCAGAUCAGUGCUCUAUAAACCUCAACAACCCAGCAAAGAGAAACCCAGAGAAGACCUCAAUGAGUCAGACAUCAAACCGGAUGUGAGGCCAAAUACGCCACAACCAAACACAAAGCUUGAAAUCGAGGGAGAGAAAGAGAAUAAGAGCAUGAAGAGGAAACUGCAGCCACUCAGUAAAUUGCCACGCUUGCAUCCCCUGCUCAGAGAAAGCUCCAGUGAUGACGAGAUUCAAGAGCCAGCAGCUGAGCCAGAGGAGACCGAUCCCUGGGCCAGACUCCUGGCUCCCAUGUGGCAAAGCAAGCCACGCAACUUUAGAGUUGAGAAGGAUUUUAACUUUCGCAUGGGCCAGCAUCCUCCGUACUGUGCAGUGUGUACCGUCUUUCACACGUACACAGAGGGUGAUGUAAUCAGCCUGAGCCAGAGCGGUUCAGCAGCUGAAGGAGGAGACAUACAGAGGACCAAGCCACUGAUUCCAGAGAUGUGCUUCACCAGCAGCUCUGAAGGACACCUGUCCACCCCGAAUCUGGAGGACGACGGCACUAGCCAACUCGUCAGCUGCUCUGAGUGUAGUGUGCGUGUACAUACAAGUUGUUACGGUGUUUCUCAGGAUGCUAAUCUGGACGAGUGGAGAUGUUCCCGCUGUGAAGCUAACGCCAUUACUCAGGACUGCUGUUUAUGCUCUCUGAGAGGAGGAGCUCUGCAGAAGGCCAACAAUGACAAGUGGGUUCAUGUAUUAUGUGCCGUAGCAGUGCUGGAGGCUCGCUUCGUGAACAUUGCAGAGCGCAGUCCUGUCGAUCUCAGUAAUAUCCCACUUCAGAGAUUUAAGCUGAAAUGCCAGUUCUGUCGUAAGUGGGUGAAGAAGAGCACGGGUUGCUGCGUGCAAUGCUCACACGGCCGCUGCUCCACUUCCUUUCACCCGACCUGUGCGCAGGCAGCUGGAGUUCAAAUGCACCCGGAUGAUUGGCCAUUCGUUGUUUACUUUACCUGCUGGAGACAUAAGGGUGGCAUCCAUGUAGAGCGCAAUAGAGCAUCUAUGCGGGAGUUGGAGAAGGGACAGAAAGUAAUCUGCAAGCACAGAAAUAGCCGAUACUACCAUUGUGAGGUGGUUGAGCUGACAAAGGCCACCUUUUAUGAGGUUAUCUUUGAUGAUGGCUCAUUCAGUGACAACCUGUUUCCUGAGGAUAUAGUGAAUAGAGACUGCAGGCAGCUCGGCCCGCCAUCGGAGGGAGACGAAGUUCAAGUACGCUGGACAGAUGGCCUGAUCUAUGGAGCCAAAUUUGUGUCUGACCAUAUCAUCCCAAUGUACCAGGUGGAGUUUGAAGAUGACUCUCAGCUUACUGUAAAGAGGGAAGACGUGUACAGUUUGGACGAGGAGCUGCCCAAACGCAUUAAAGCCCGCCUGUCUGUGGCAUCGGACAUGCGCUUCAAAGGAGUGUUUGUGGAGAAGGAGGUGAAGCAAGACUCGAAAAGACAGCGGGUGAUCAAUUCCCGCUACAGAGAGGAUUACAUCGAACCAGACAUAUACAGAGCCAUCAUGGAGUAACUUACUCCACAC